CGCGCCGCUGCGCGAUGCAGUGUGGGGAAUGGCUGGGGUUGGCUGAAGAGCGCACAGUGGAGUUUUAAUGUCCGCCAUGUUGGCCAUGGCGUAUUGAGGAGAGCGAGCGAGCGAGGAGCGGAGCGGCACAGCCUCCCACCUCCCGGCUGCUGGUAGUGCCCGACGGCGGGCUCUGCGCUCCGCCCCUCAAGUCCCCGGCAGCGGCAGGCGAGUGGGGACCGAACCCCCGGUUCUCCAUGAUCCCGCUGGCCGGGGCCGUUUCCCCAGAGCGGAGAGGUAUCUGCUGCGCCUGAGAUGAGUAAACUGUCGUUUCGGGCGCGGGCGCUAGACGCCUCGAAGCCGCUGCCGGUGUUCCGCUGUGAGGAUCUGCCCGACCUGCACGAAUACGCCUCGAUAAACCGAGCCGUGCCGCAGAUGCCCACCGGAAUGGAGAAGGAAGAGGAGUCGGAACACCAUCUUCAGCGGGCUAUUUCAGCACAGCAGGUGUAUGGCGAGAAGAGGGAUAAUAUGGUUAUACCAGUCCCAGAGGCAGAAAGUAAUAUUGCUUACUAUGAGUCUAUUUAUCCUGGGGAAUUUAAGAUGCCAAAGCAGCUCAUUCACAUACAGCCUUUUAGUUUGGAUGCUGAACAGCCUGAUUAUGAUUUGGAUUCUGAAGAUGAAGUAUUUGUGAAUAAACUGAAAAAGAAAAUGGACAUCUGCCCAUUGCAAUUUGAGGAGAUGAUUGACCGUCUAGAAAAAGGCAGUGGUCAGCAGGUACAACUUCGCUGUCCAGUCAGUCUGCAGGAAGCCAAACUACUGCUAAAAGAAGAUGAUGAAUUAAUUAGAGAAGUUUAUGAAUACUGGAUUAAAAAGAGAAAAAACUGUCGAGGGCCAUCUCUUAUCCCAUCAGUAAAACAAGAGAAACGAGAUGGUUCCAGCACAAAUGAUCCUUAUGUGGCUUUUAGAAGACGUACUGAAAAAAUGCAGACUCGAAAAAAUCGCAAAAAUGAUGAAGCCUCUUAUGAAAAAAUGCUUAAGCUGCGUCGAGAUCUAAGUCGGGCUGUUACUAUUCUAGAGAUGAUAAAAAGAAGAGAAAAGAGUAAAAGGGAGCUAUUGCACUUAACACUGGAAAUUAUGGAAAAGAGGUAUAAUUUGGGUGACUAUAAUGGAGAGAUCAUGUCUGAGGUUAUGGCACAGAGACAGCCAAUGAAACCUACUUAUGCCAUCCCCAUCAUCCCUAUUACUAAUAGCAGUCAAUUUAAACAUCAGGAAGCAAUGGAUGUGAAGGAGUUUAAAGUUAAUAAGCAAGAUAAAGCUGAUCUUAUCCGACCUAAACGUAAAUAUGAAAAGAAGCCCAAAGUCUUACCAUCGUCUGCUGCUGCUACUCCUCAACAGACGAGUCCUGCUGCACUGCCAGUCUUUAAUGCUAAAGAUUUAAAUCAGUAUGACUUUCCCAGCUCAGACGAAGAACCUCUCUCCCAGGUCUUGUCUGGCUCUUCAGAAGCUGAGGAAGAGAAUGACCCCGAUGGUCCUUUUGCUUUCCGUAGGAAGGCAGGCUGUCAGUACUAUGCUCCUCACUUAGACCAGACUGGCAACUGGCCUUGGACUAGUCCUAAAGAUGGAGGAUUAGGGGAUGUACGAUAUAGAUACUGCUUAACUACCCUCACCGUACCCCAAAGGUGUAUUGGAUUUGCACGAAGACGGGUUGGGCGCGGAGGAAGGGUCUUACUGGACAGAGCUCACUCAGACUAUGACAGUGUGUUUCGCCAUCUGGAUUUGGACAUGCUUUCCUCACCGCAACAUUCUCCAGUCAAUCAGUUUGCCAAUACCUCAGAAACAAAUACCUCGGACAAAUCUUUCUCUAAAGACCUCAGUCAGAUACUAGUCAAUAUCAAAUCAUGUAGAUGGCGGCAUUUUAGGCCUCGGACACCAUCCCUACAUGACAGUGACAAUGAUGAACUCUCCUGUAGAAAAUUGUAUAGGAGUAUAAAUCGAACAGGAACAGCACAACCUGGGACCCAGACAUGCAGUACCUCUACGCAAAGUAAAAGUGGCAGUGGUUCAGCACACUUUGCAUUUACAGCCGAACAAUACCAGCAACAUCAACAGCAACUGGCAUUAAUGCAGAAACAGCAGCUUGCACAAAUUCAACAACAGCAAGCAAAUAGUAAUUCCUCCACCAACACUUCACAGAACCUUGCAUCUAACCAGCAGAAAAGUGGCUUUCGCCUGAAUCUACAUCAUAGCCAUUCUAUACAGGGUUUAGAAAGAACAUUACAGGGUUUUGUUUCCAAGACUUUGGAUUCUGCUAGUGCUCAAUUUGCUGCUUCUGCUUUGGUGACAUCAGAACAACUGAUGGGAUUCAAGAUGAAGGAUGAUGUGGUGCUUGGAAUUGGGGUGAAUGGCGUCCUUCCAGCCUCAGGAGUAUACAAGGGCUUACACCUCAGUAGUAAUACACCAACAGCACUUGUUCAUACAAGUCCGUCAACGGCAGGUUCACCUUUGUUACAGCCUUCAAACAUGACACAGACUUCAAGUUCCCACAGUGCACUGAGUCAUCAAGUAACUGCUGCCAAUUCUGCAACAACUCAGGUUCUGAUUGGGAACAACAUUCGAUUAACUGUACCUUCGUCAGUUGCCACUGUAAACUCUAUUGCCCCCAUAAAUGCACGACAUAUACCUAGGACUUUAAGUGCUGUUCCAUCAUCUGCCUUAAAGCUGGCUGCCGCAGCAAACUGUCAAGUUUCCAAGGUUCCGUCUUCAUCCUCUGUAGAUUCAGUUCCAAGGGAAAAUCAUGAAUCAGAAAAGCCAGCACUAAACAACAUAGCAGACAAUACAGUAGCGAUGGAGGUGACGUAGCUUCCUCAGGAAUGGAACCGCAGCCUGGGGACUUGAUUAGGUGCUAUGCAUCAGUAGCAUUUUGAAUGCAAGGGAUGAUGGAAUGCAGCACAUGCGUUUCUGUGGCAGCUGUGGGGACUUGACAGCAAUGCUCAUCUCUCAUGCUUCAAUUUUUCUUUUCUUACUGUUAAUAGGAAAAAAUCAACAUCUGUAAAUUAAGAAUACAGCAAUUAUCUGUACAGUACUGCAUAUUUGUAAUACCCUUGUAUAUAUGUUACUUGAAUACAGAAAUGUUCAUUUGUGAUGCUUUGCACUUGGGGG
Molecule: messenger RNA, 3138 nt
Organism: Diceros bicornis minor
Lineage: Eukaryota; Metazoa; Chordata; Mammalia; Perissodactyla; Rhinocerotidae
Gene: EPC1
Product: enhancer of polycomb homolog 1
Exons: 15
Coding region: 295-2838 (847 amino acids)
Biological process (GO): regulation of transcription by RNA polymerase II
Cellular component (GO): piccolo histone acetyltransferase complex
Source: RefSeq, a predicted model, not a curated record